AUGGAAAAGCCACUAUCCUGGUCAGCGAGCGGACGAUCCGUCCUGAAGCUGAACAUCCGCCAACUAUGCCUUUGUGGGGCGUGGCCCCUCUGGCGAUCACGGCUGUUCAACGUGUACACCCUGUUCGCUGUCGCCCUGGGCGUGUGGCACACCACAGAGAGCGCGCUGUCGUGCUACUUCAGCUGGGGCGACAUGGAGCAGUCGACUAUGGUGCUCAUGGCCACCUUCAACAUCGGCGGCAGCACCGUCAAGAUGGCCCUCUUCGUGCUGCACAGACAGCAGUACAACUCCCUAGUGCGGCACGCAGACGUCCUGAUGACUGAGGGUGCGCCCUGCUCCAAAGAGGCGGCGCUGCCGGAGCUGGUGCUGGCGGCGCAGAGGAGGGCGGCCCGCCUCACCCUGGCCAUGCUGAUGCUCAUCGCGUCGCAGUACGUCACUUGGUUCCCCAUGCCACUGGUCGUCAACAGGGCCGAGCACCGGUUGCCCUUGGCGCAGCACCAAUGGGACGACAACAGACACUUCUACGCGCUCUCGUACGCCCUCCAGUGCAUGGCGGCCGCCUGGACGACGCAGUUCAGCCUGGGGGUCGACUGCCUCUUCGUGACGGUCAUGAUGCUGGUGAUCGCGCAGCUGGAGGCGCUGGCGUCGCGCAUCCAGGGCAUCAGAAUCGAGCAGGGGGCCUCCUCUUGCGCAGCGCAGACGACGAAAAAGGUUUCGGACCAAAUGUACGAAGAACUGUGCCUUUGCGUCGAAGUUCAUCAGAAGCUUCUCAGCUUCGUCAAGCAACUGGAGAGUACAAUGAGUCCCAUUGUGACUACGCAGUUCGCCAUCAGUGUCCUCGUCGCGUGCGUGUCGCUGUUUCCAGCAACAUAUGGCACCAACUUCACUGCUGUGUUCCUGUGUGCUGGAUUUCUUCCCGUGCCUCUGGGACAGCUUUAUCUUUACUGUUGGGCGGCUCACAACGUAACACAGCAGGCGGAAGCGGUGUCUUCGGCAGCCUACAACUGUUCGUGGGUGGGGGCCAGCGAGCGUUUCAAGCGCGCGUUGAGGAUCCUCAUCAGUCGGGCCCAGAAGCCGCUGGUUUUGACUGCUGGGCACCUCUACCCCAUCAACAGGGCUGCCUUUGUCUCGUUGCUGAAUGCAUCGUACUCAUACUACGCACUUUUGGGACAAAUUAAUAGCCGCUCGACCGAGACAACACACUGA
Schistocerca gregaria is the source of this 1206-nucleotide messenger RNA. RefSeq names its product odorant receptor Or2-like. NCBI's taxonomy places the organism in Eukaryota, Metazoa, Arthropoda, Insecta, Orthoptera, Acrididae. Gene Ontology annotation, biological process: detection of chemical stimulus involved in sensory perception of smell; sensory perception of smell. Gene Ontology annotation, molecular function: olfactory receptor activity; odorant binding. The transcript is spliced from 5 exons. The record is from RefSeq and is a predicted model, not a curated record. Gene Ontology annotation, cellular component: plasma membrane. The coding region runs from base 1 to 1206 and encodes 401 amino acids.